AUGAGCAUAGAGAUGAAACCAAAAUAUCAAGCUUUCAAUAUGUCUUAUGAUUAUAGGGCACCUAUAUCUUGUCCUUAUGGAUGUACAAUAAAACUAGUAGAAGAAUAAUUGUUAUUGCAUGUAACAAAAUGUUGGAAAUAAGACGAUUCACUUUUUGGUCAUUGCAAAUAUAAUUAUCUUCAUAUUUAUCCUUAUUCAUAGUUACCAUUUCAUGAAUAAAAUUGUACUAGCAAUAUUCCAAUGACAGAAGAGGAUUUUGCAUAUAAACCAGAUCCUAUCUAUAAUAAUUAAAAUUUAGAUUGGAUUUAAGAUGAAUUGUCUUUGAAAUACGCUAAAUAUUUUGUAUCUUACAUCAUUUAUUUAUUAGCAACCCUUAUAAGAGUAGGUUUCUUCUUUAUCGAAUGAAGAAGAACACAAUAAAAAUUAGCAAAAAUAAAAAUAACAGGAUAAUAACAAAAAUUAACAAAUAUAAGAAGACUACGAAUAAUUACCUAAUCAAUGUGAUUAAUAAUAAUAAACAGUUUCUGAUGGGGAAACUGACAAAGAAGUCAAUGAAAAAGAAUAAGAAACUGAAGAUAUAAAAAAUUUUAACUUAACUAAAAUUUAGUUACAAAAAUAAAAUUUAGUUGAUUUAAAUAAUAAAGUAAUUAAUAUAAAAAAUGGAAAGGAAAAUUAGAUAAUAUCUUAAUCAGAUAAUACUGAAAACUAAGAAAAAGAAAAAUCAAUAACAAAAUAUAUUCAAUAAUUGCUUAAAAAAAUGAGAAAUAUUUUGUGA
Paramecium sonneborni is the source of this 775-nucleotide messenger RNA. Lineage: Eukaryota; Ciliophora; Oligohymenophorea; Peniculida; Parameciidae. The record is from the annotation of a GenBank genome assembly.